CUCCCGCAUUUGAGCAAAGUGAAGAUGUUAACAAAAACCGCUCCCUUAUUGGUUGUAGCUGCUAUUUUGUUUGAUGGUGGGCUGUGUGAUUGCUACUGUGAUGACUUUCGUUACUUUUCAUGGAAUUUUGGUUUCUCACUAAAUAUCUCACUCAAUGAAACUGAGAUUCUUUGGGAGAUUGUCAAACCUAAUGGCGAGUAUGAAGUGUACACUGUAGCCAACUAUAGUGACUAUAGACAUGGAAGACGUGAGAGUAUUACAGAGAGAGGACUGUCAUUUGGAGGGUUUUGCGAUUAUGAUUGUUAUGUCGGCCUGACAAUAACUCCGACAGAUCUGAGGUAUAAUGGAGCUCAAAUCACAGGAAUUGUGCGUCUUCCUGAGUGUUUUAACACUUCCAACACUACCAAUACUACAACCCUUGGAAUACAAGGUAUCCUAAAAGCUCCCACUGAUGUAAGUGUUGAAGCAGUUGGAGUUGAUAGCAUUAAUGUGUCAUGGAGUGCUCCAUUCACCCUGGAAGGAGUCCCCAUACUCCACUACAGUGUCUAUAUCACCAGUCAGGGAGUCUCAGAACAGAGAAACACCACUGAAACACACAUCACUCUGGAGAGACCAUGUGCCAGCACCACCUACCAGAUCAGUGCAUGGAAUGAAGUGGGAGAGGGAAAUGCUACCAGAAAUGCGUACCCAAACAUUAUGAAAGCAGCCAUCAAAGCUACGAGUGAGCUCUCAAAAACUGUAAUGUGUUUUUCCUGUACAUUUUUGGCUGAUUCCACUGCUGAUGGUUGUGCAGUCACAAUGGAAAACAACAAACAUGUUUUCGUUUUCAAUGUCACCCGAACCAACAACAGUGAUGACAACCUUGUACUGCUGGAAUGUUUCUCAGUUCCAGAAGGAGGGGAGUACAGUGUCAGUGUCCAUGAGAUACAUAACGGUGUUCAUGUUUGCACUCAAGUGAACAACAUAACAGUUUGGAUAACAGAAAGUUCCUCUCUUAUUCAUUCAAGGGUUAAACCAGUGAGUGGAUGGAUAUGUGCCUUUUGUGUUUUCACAAAUGGCUCUACUGCUAAAGGAUGUGCGAUAACACUUUUCAGUGAUCAGAUUACAUUCAACUACACGAUACCUCGUCACUCAACUUAUGACAUAGCAUUACAGGAAUGUUUCAAGGUGCAACAAUCAGGAUCAUACCAUGUACUGGUAUCAGAUAUACUAAUGGAUGGAUCAGAGGGCUACAAUACACUAGAGCUACCUGAUGUCACUAUAGCAUUAGCCUCUGCAACUGACAAUACUGCCAAGCAAGAAGAUGGUAGGCCCUACUACCAAACCAGCAUUAUAGGUGGAGAUGUGUUUUUUAGGGACUCCAACAGUAGCUGGACUUUCUGCUGUCCUUUGUCUAACAUCGAUGGGCUUGAUUAUAGCAGUUUUACUUGCCUCUAUCCUUUUCCUUAAGAGAAGAUCAAAAACUUGGAGAAAGAACAACGGUAAGCCACUUGAAUGCAGAGUCUACCUGCAUAUGUGAGAUGUUUUCUCCGAGCCUAUCACAGAUGCUGACAUUAGCUAUAUUUGUGUUUUAAUUUUACAAACAUGCUAACAGUUUGCACAGAUUCAGAAUGUACCACAGACCAACAACAACCAGCCGCUGUGACAACUGCUCCACUGUAUGAGAACACCCAACUUGUACAACCACCAUCUUCCUCAGUCACUGAUGGUGGAGACAACAUGUAUGAACAUGUGGAGCUGAGGCCUAUCACUGGACAAGAGAAGGAGAUUGCAGUGGCUCCUAAUGCUGCGUAUGGCACUGUUCGUAGAUAAACACCACAAACGAAAUAAGUGAAACAUGUCUAGACUGAGUGUGUGUGAAGUGUUUAGUAUGCUGUGAAAAGACUGAUAGCUGUACUUGUAGCCGAUUCUUGAGGCGCUAACAGUGCAAUAAAUGCCAUACUAUGAACAUUUGGGAAACUUUGAACAGUUUAAUUUAUUGAACGGUUGUGCACAGGCUGGCCAACUGUCCC
This is a messenger RNA of Geodia barretti, 2012 nucleotides long. NCBI's taxonomy places the organism in Eukaryota, Metazoa, Porifera, Demospongiae, Tetractinellida, Geodiidae. The record is from the annotation of a GenBank genome assembly.